Molecule: messenger RNA, 5484 nt
Organism: Rhopilema esculentum
Lineage: Eukaryota; Metazoa; Cnidaria; Scyphozoa; Rhizostomeae; Rhizostomatidae
Source: RefSeq, a predicted model, not a curated record
CCAAACGUGGCGAAUUUAAAUUUCUGCCACCAUCAGGAAUGGAAAUAGAACAUCACAUUUCAAUUAUCAAAAACUCUGCCAUUUGAGUGAAGGAGCUUUCAGCGUACUUUAGCAAUCGGGAAAUUCUUUAUUACACAGAUAAUCAGAGACUGGCUCCUUUUAUAUGCUGAGAGAGGCCCACCUGGACAAGAUUCAUUUCAGUAUGGCCAUAAGGAUAAUGUUUCACAAUAUUAUAAAUAUGAGACGGGGUUAUUCGUAUUAAAUUGUUUGGAAAAAAUCGCAUCAAAUGCUUGUUUAAUCAAAAAUUAUCUCAUGAAUAUGAAGCUCAAAGAGCGAGUUCUGCUAACUGUGUUGGUAAGUGUGUGUGUUUUGAUGAUGCUGAGAAUGAAAUUGUCUAAAAAUCGACAGUACACGGCCAAUGGCGAACAAGAAUACGAUAUUCUUGACAAACUAGAGCCGAUAGAUCAGAAAGAUAAGACGUCUAAUCUCGCUAAUGCUCAUUUGCUGAAGAAAAGGGAAACACCGUUUGAAGAAUAUCAUGGCAACAAUUUGGUUGAUAAUAGUGAUAAUACUAAAGAAAGUUUUAAGAAGAAUGCAAAAUACAUAAAAGAAAAAAUCAAUGCUGAAGAUAAAGCUAUAAGAGAAAAAGAAACAAACGUCAUAGAUGGUAUGGAUCCAUGGGAUGUUUGGUGGACAAUGGUGACAGAAAGGCACCUAACAAGUUCACAAAAUAAAGCCGCUGUCAAAAGAAUUCUUCAAGGGCUUGCUACAAGACAAAUUCUAGAAGCCAAGACAUUACGAAAAGGAACUCAGUUAAAAGUUUCACUCUUGUUAGAUGGCACAACUCAGCAGAAGGUCGUUUUCAAGCCAAUGAGAUACCCAAGGGACUUUAUUAUCACUGGAAAAAUUUAUGAUGGUUUUGAUCGACACAAUGCAGAAAUUGCAGCAUUCCAUUUAGAUAGGAUUUUAGGUUUCUUUCGUGCCCCACCAGUAGUUGGACGUAAACUUGAUUUAGAGAAGGAAGUUAAGCCAGUUGGAGAAGAAGCACUUCUGAAAACGUUUUUCAAAAAUGAGGAUGGUGAUGAUUGUUUUUAUGGAGUGUGCUAUUAUUGUAAAAAGUCAGAAGCAGCUUGUGCAAAAGGAAAAAUAAUGGAAGGUUCAGUUACGAUAUGGUUACCUGAUGGUUGGCAUCUAGCUAAGUCAAGGCACCCAUGGCAAAGGACAUACAAUAAUAGAAAAGCAAGAUGGGAAUUGGAUCCAAAUUAUUGCAGCGAUGUGGUGUCCGUUUCACCCUACAACGAAGGUCCAAGGAUGCUUGACAUAAUUGACACAUCAAUUUUUGACUUUUUAAUUGGAAAUGGUGACAGGCAUCAUUACGAGACAUUUAAGAAAGGUGGACCUCGUGGAAUGCUCCUUCAUCUUGACAAUGCUAAAAGCUUCGGAAAUCCUGCCAUUGACGAUUUGUCGAUAUUAUCUCCACUUACACAGUGCUGCAGGAUAAGAAAGAGUACAUAUGACAGACUGUCGAAAAUUCCAAUGGAGGAACCAGAGUCAGAACGUCUUAGCUUUCAACUACGCCAAUCACUUUUGUCAGACCCAAUCUCUCCAGUUCUGACAGAAUCACAUUUACAAGCUUUAGACAGAAGGCUUAAGACUGCAAUGAAAAAUAUUGAAAAGUGCAUUGAUAAACACGGGAAAACGAAAGCGGUUAUUGAUGAUGGUCUCUAAAUAGAACGAAGAAUACAGCUUCAAGCAGAUUUACAAAACCAAAUCACUUUGGUUCAACCAUGAAAUGGUCAUUAUUUCCACCCUUCAGAAAACAUUUUUGCAAACAGAUGGUGGCUGAGGUUGCAAAAGUUAUAAAAAACAACACCUACUACCCCAGUGGCACAAACCUAGCAAUGAAGUCUUCCAAAAUAGCAUUACCGAUCUACCAAACGUCUUUGAUAAGUGAAUUUUGCAUACGUAGGUUUUGUACACACAUAAAUAAUGCUGCUAAGUAUUUUAAAGUAAACAAUAAUCGAUGUGUUUUAAUAGAAAAAUUUAUAAAUUAUAUUGCUAUUUCAGCAUUCCUUCAAUAAAUCUUGUAAAAGAAUUUAUUCUAUGUUAUAAAAGAAUUUUAAAGACUUUUUACAAAGUGUUUUACAAAUCGCUUGAAGAUUUCAAUAAUUGUCCAUUUUCUACCUAAACACAGCCUAAACACCGCGAAAUAGUAUUCUUAUGGCUGCACUAGGAGAUCUUCUUGUCUUUAGUUAUUAUUUAUAUAUUUAUACUUUGUUGCUCAUACCGGGUGUCGUUGAAGUACGUUUAUACGAAGUCUCAUGGACGAAAAGUACUCAUGUAUGUAUGUUUCCGCUUUUACGUGUUUUUAUCGAAUUCUGUAAUAUUAAAUGCUUAGAGUAGAAAACCUUCAAAAAUAAAAGCAAAGGACUAAAAUUUCUUAUCAAAACUUACAUACUAAAGCAAUGCACGCUGAGGUUCAAUAUAAAACGUAUAUGAAUCUUAUUUCUAUCUAAUUGAGUUUUUCAUUAAAAUUAUUUAUCUUGUUUUUCUUAAAAUGUUUCACAACUGAUCUAAAACCCAACAAUUUUCAAAUUUUUAUGGGGCUUCCACUGUUUAUUCACUAUCUAGAACAAACUUCAGUUUCCAGAUAGCGAAUGCCAAACUGUAGUUGGCUUGUUUGUCGCCAGGUCGCACACAGUUACGAUAAGAUGGGGAUUGCAAGACUGUUGAUUGCAAGCUAGGACCACAAUGACCUAAAGCGAUAUGUGUGCUUUGGAUUGCUUCCAAGACAUAAAGAGCACUUUGCAAAAUGGGCGGUAUAUCGAUGAUAUGCAGUGACAUAUUACCGUAAAUCAGUAAAUUAACUCCACUGGGGGGCUCGCCUAUUUGAAAUGGAUAGGGGAUUAUUAUUCGGAUGGGGGCUUGCCUGUGUUAAUCGUGGCUUUCAUGGGUUUGAGGCUCUGAUAUGAGUAUUUCUUGAUCAUGAAGAGAAAACAAAGUUACCCAGGAAUAUCAUUGUUGGGACCCAGCAAAGUCCAACCAGCAAAGAGCUAUUUUGCUCAAAUUAUUCACUAGGAUAAUUUUCAUCUUUGUAUCGCCCAUAUUUAUGAAAUAUUAUUAAAGGGCUGCUGCAAGCAAACUCAUGCAAGUAUUUAGGGAGCGUCAAAAAGUGAUAUCUUUAGCUCUCGAACCAAAAGGCACCAUAUCACAGCACAUUGCAAAAUUGUGGAUAUAGAGAAAAACCAAACAAAGUUUAGUAGCAGUGGCGUCCAGAAAUAAAUUUGGUUCUGUCAGUAUAAAAAGGGACAAGUUCCCAGCAUAUUGCUUUUUCUCUUCCCAGAAAUGAGCGCCUUCUUUUGAAAAUCACUCUUUUGAGAAUAGUUUCUAGCCUUGAUUUAGAGAAGAUGUUGGAAGAUGGGCAGAAUUCUUUCGUAGGAGGUCUACUUGGCUUUCCUUUGCCUACCACAUCUACGAUGUCUGAGCCAUGACAUCGAACUGUUUGAUAGAUAGAUCACGUGUUUAAAUGAUAGUAUGCGUAGUUUGAGUUGGCUUUAGAUAGAUUAGAUACAUUACGUAUCUAGAAGAGGCAUUUUUUUCGGACUUAUCUAUUGUCGAUAACUAUAACUUCCCUAAAAAUUUUCCAUGAAUAAAUUUUUCUCGAUUUCUAGCCAUUCAACUUGUGCUGGCAGUACAAGUGGCUUCUUCUGUGUCAUAUACUUCGCUGCAUCAUGCCCUUUAAUCGAGGCUUCAAGCAAUUCCCUCUUUUUCUUUGUUUUCGAGUACGAGCUUUGUAUUCAUCCCGAGCCCAUCAUUACGAUCUCUCUAACCCAUAGAGAUCUCUAACCUUAUAUCCGUAAUUCUUUGCUGGUAUGUUUUGUUAUGGAAUGUUAUGUUAGGUUACUGAACAUUUAAAGACAAUGUAUCGCCAUAUUUGGUACUGUUUGUAUAUGGGACAUGUGUGGGAUACACUGAGGAGGAGAAAAGAAGGUUGGAUACGAAUUUGCUUGUGAUUGACGUAUAUAAUUCUAAUUUCAUUUUAUCCAUAUGCAUCACACUGCUGUCAUGGCCUUCGGAUCACACUACAAAUCCACAAGAAAAAAACACAAAAGGCCUUGGAGGUGAUUAUUGUUGUUCUUCUCUAACUUUUCUUCGGAUGCAACUGAGACGCUGCUCUGGCUUGUUUGCGCUGUUCUGGCUUGUUUAAAGUUUAUCACUGACCUUUUUCCUGUUGAGAUCCAUGGUUUUCUUCUUUUUCGUUAAGGUGCUUCCAAAAUUAGCGCAUUUGUAAGACAAAUUUCAUUUAAAAUUAAAUGUACUAUCCUCACAAGUCGAUUUGUAUGCUUUUAUAAUUGUUUGAGCUGAAACUUGCAACUAUUGGUUACUGAUCUUGACAUUCUUUGCAAAAGCAUGGGAUAGAAGGAUUUUUUGCUAGAUAGGCUUAUUCUCCUUAAUCAAAUAAUCAAACAGCUAGUGAUAUCGACCAUACAUAGUAAAAAGGCAGCGAAUAAGCAUGGAAGACAGUUUCCUUUUAGCUAUGGCAAUUCUUACCACUUGGUAAGAGUUUAAUAAGUCAAUUUUCCGAUUCCCUUGCCUGUUACUAUGGUAAACAUCUUCCGUUCCUGUUCGAAAAUGUAAAAAAUAUCGAUGAAUAUUUGUAGACCUAUCAAUGUAUUCUAUACAAUAUGGCUAAAAGUUAUUGGUUGGAGACCGUAUAGAAGUUUCUUCACAGAGCAGCAUCGCGUGGGUUUUGAUUAUUGGUCACACCUCAUUGAUAAACACAAAAUGGAUUGAUUAUAACGAUCAUCAGAAUCAUUGCUUGGUACAUUAGUGAAUUUUUGGUAAUUCCGUUUAAAAUAAUCGGGGUAUGACGCAAAUACAGGUUGCUCUCGUGAUUGCAAGAAACGAAUUCUGCCCUCAUGCUUCUCAAUCUUGUGUGUAUCGAUAAUCGAAUGCUGAAUGAUGCACCAAUUAUCAGUAUCAAAGAAUGGAUACCUUUAAUGGACAUCGUUAAUAUUUGAUAAUUGGCAACAACAUUUGGAACAGGGUGGUCAUUCUUUAUGAUACAAAAAACAGAGGAGCAAUACUUGAAAGGUAUUUACAACGCCUUCAAUGCAGGACAGAGAUAUCUAUAUAGCUAAUGGGAAGACCUUGAAAUCCGUAGAGCUAAUGGGAAGUCUAACAAAAAAGCCAAGACAAGCAUAUCACUCGAAGCAAAAGCUGAAGAAGAACUUUUCAACUAGCUUAAGCCAUCAACUAUCAAACCGAUCGCCAAUUUAUGAAAUUUCGGUUUGAAUCACAGAUGGGCGGCUAUCCGGACGCCUCUGAGAGUAGUGUAGUAAACAGCUCGUGCCAUUCGACCUGCCAUUAUGGACUAACAAGAAAUGACCAAACAGUAACAGUUUCUUUGGCGUGUUUAUUUCUGACAAUUGGCAUCGCGGGGUUUUUAAGCAAUCUCCUGAUCGACUACGUUAUAUGGAAAUU